UACCCACCCUCAUCACUCCCUCCACCUGUUUGCUCUGCAUUCAAUAACUUGCUGCAGAGAGAGAGAAAAAAAAAGAAGAGAAUAAUGGCGACAACUACAGCAGAAAAAUCCCUCCCCAUCCCACCCCUCAAAACCCACAAACUCUUCUUCCUCUCCCAGAUUUCCCUCAGGCUUUUCGCCGCCGCCGCCACUCUCGCCGCCGCAUGGAUCAUGCUCACCGCCAAACAAACCUCCGUCGUCUUCAGCAUCCAAGUCGACGCCCGCUACACCUACUCCCCCACUUUCAAGUUUUUCGCGUACACGAAUCUCAUCGUGUGCGCCCUGACGAUCCUCUCGCUCUUCUUCGCCUACAUCGGUAACAAGGCCGUGGAUCCGGCUUACUACUUCUACAUUUUCCUGCAUGAUUUGAUGGUGACGAUGCUGCUGAUGGCAGCGUGCGCGGCGGCGACGGCGGUGGGGUACGUGGGGAAGUACGGCAACAGCCACGCUGGGUGGGUGGCGAUCUGCGGCUACUUUGGGAAAUUCUGCCACAAGGCUACUGCUGCUUCGUCCAUUUCCUAUUUGGCUCUUGUUGUGUACCUCAUUCUCACUGUCAUGUCUGCCAACAAGGCGCGCCAUAUCGUCGUCGUUUGAUUAUAUGUGUAUGUAUUUGCAAAUUCAAGUUUAUUUAGGAGAUGAUUUCUAGUGUUUGAAUAGAUAUAUGUUACUACUACUUAUUAAGAUAUGUAGUUUGUUAUGUUAAUGUUAAGUAGUGUUUGGACCCACGUGUUGUUUUGACUAUGAAGAAACAUGAGAAUGAAUUAUUUGCUCUAUAAUUGAUUAGUCUA
Molecule: messenger RNA, 827 nt
Organism: Salvia splendens (bonfire salvia)
Lineage: Eukaryota; Viridiplantae; Streptophyta; Magnoliopsida; Lamiales; Lamiaceae
Product: CASP-like protein 1F1
Exons: 3
Coding region: 85-633 (182 amino acids)
Source: RefSeq, a predicted model, not a curated record